AUGCAUCCCGUCCUCAUCACCGACGCCGUUCUACUCGGUGCGCGCGUCGCGUCGCCUGCCGUCGUCCUCCUAGCUACACUUUCCCUCAUAUCCUCUAAGCGCCUUGAUCACCAAAUUCAAAGUCCAAUAACACCCGUCGUCGUCACAUCUCGCAUCCCACGGAGAACACUCAUUCUCGUUCUUCUCAGUAUCAGCGCUUUCACUUUCUUAGCAGAUGGUCUCGCAUAUGUCGUUUCUGCUGUCCUUAACAAAGUUUGGCUUAAAGGCACUGGCAUCGAAAUUGCAAGUGUUCUGGGUUUGCUAGCGUACGCCGGUUUGGCAGCUCUAGGCGCAUGGAAGGACACGAGCGAUAACGAGAUUUGGAACCGAAGUCGUGUCAAGGUCGCAGUAGCUACCGCUCUCGCACUCGACAUCGUCCAGGUCGUCCUCUCCUUGAUUGGAAUAGACUUGCAUCACAUUUGCACAUCACCUGUCCGGUCAUGUGUACCUAAUAUUUUGCAUGGUGUCUUGCCUCUCGCACGUGUACUUGCACUUCUUCCUCUCCUAGUGGCGCUCUUCUUUCCUCGUGUCAUUUAUCUUUCUGCUCAAUCACAUGGCUAUGCAGAAGAAUCUGAUGAGACCGCUCCUCUCAUAUCACAGCAUGUCCCUCAUGGGUCGUUGCUGUUGCAACCAGAAGAUGCCGACCCUGACGGUCCUAGUACCGCCAAAUAUGGCACUUUUACAUCCAGAAGCGGUCCUACUACCCGAUGCGCAUCACCAAUUCCGGGCGUACGGGAGCCAAACAAGACAACCCCACGAGAGGUAGCUGUCGAUCCCUCGUGGCGUGAACUCUUCACUCGUGUAUCUCGCAUCGUUCCCCAUCUCUGGCCCUCCCGCUAUCCGAAGCUGCAAUUCAUCGCAUUGAUCUGUUUCUUCAUCCUUAUUCUAGGACGCGUUGUAAACGCCUUUCUUCCUCUCGUACUCGGCGCACUCAUCAACACAUUCGAUACACCAGGCGUAACUCCAUUCCCUGCAUUCGGUUCAAGCCCAUGGCCCUACCUAAUUACCUACGUCCUACUCCGCUUCCUUGCUUCAUCGGGCGGUCUCGCAGCCUUCCGUGACGCACUCUGGGUCCCACUCAUGCAAUACAGCGAUCGUAGCAUGUCGAUGCUCUCAUUCAACCAUGUCCUGGCCCUUUCUCUCAGCUGGCAUACAAAACGCAAGACUGGCGAGCUGCUCCGUAUUCUCGAUAGAGGAAGCGCGAUAAACCGUGUUGGCGAGCUUAUUGGGUUCACUGUGGUUCCUGCACUCGUGGAUAUAUGUGUUGCGCUUGUCGUGUUCGUCAUUAGGUUCGAACCUGCGCUGGGCGUUGUGGUUGGCGUCGUGAUGGGGAGUUAUAUCUGGGCGAGCGUCGUGCUUACGAGGUAUAGGACUAGGAUACGGAGGCAGAUGAAUGAGCGGGAUGUGAAAACGCGUGGGAUCCAUACGGAUUGUCUCCUUAAUUACGAGACUGUCAAGUAUUUCGGUGGGGAGGAGUAUGAGGCGCAGAGGUAUACGGAGGCUAUUGGGGAGUACCAGACUUUGGAGAAGAGGGUUGUUCUAUCUCUCAACCUCCUGAACCUCGUACAAACGCUCAUCAUCACCACCGGUCUUCUGGUUGGUUCCUUGCUCGUCGCGUCGCGCAUCACGAGGGGACAGAAUAAUACUAGUGAUUUUGUGGUGUUCAUAACUUAUUAUGCGCAGCUCUAUCUCCCUCUGUCGAACCUCGGCGGCGUAUACCGCGCAAUUAAUCAAAGCCUCAUUGAUACCGAGAAAUUGCUUCACCUUCUCAAUGAGCCCACUGAAGUGGUUGAUGCACCUGAUGCUAAGGAAUUGGUAGUCUCGAAUGGUGAAGUUGAAUUUGAUAACGUGUCCUUCUCCUACGACGACCAAACUUCCGCCCUACACAACAUAUCCUUCAAAGUCCCCCGUGGUGGGCGCGUAGCCCUCGUUGGCGAAAGCGGAGCAGGCAAAAGCACCAUCCUACGCCUCCUCUACCGCUUUUACGACCUCCAACCCGGCUCAGGGCGUAUUCUCAUUGACGGUCAAGACAUCCGCACAGUAACGCUCUCAAGCCUGCGUCGCGCAAUGGGCGUCGUACCCCAAGACCCCGUGCUCUUCAAUGCUAGCAUCGGGUAUAACAUCGCUUAUGGGCAACCAUCCACCACUCCUCCUGAUGAAAGCACCAUCAUCUCAAGCGCCCAAGCUGCUCAGAUGCAUGACCGUAUCAUGAGUUUCCCAGAGGGGUACGAGACGAAAGUGGGGGAGAGGGGCGUGAGGCUGAGCGGGGGUGAGAAGCAGCGGGUGGCGAUUGCCAGGACUAUGGUGAAGAACCCGAAGGUGUUGCUUUUGGAUGAGGCUACGAGUGCGUUGGAUAGUGCGACGGAGCGCGGGGUUUUGGAGGGUGCGCUUGGGAGACUUGUGGACGGAAGGAGUUGCUUGAGUAUUGCGCAUCGGUUGAGUACGAUUAAGGGGGCUGAUUUGAUUAUGGUUCUCAAGGACGGGCGGAUUGUUGAACAGGGCUCACAUAGGGAGCUUCUUGAACUCAAUGGCAUCUUUGCAUCCAUGUGGGCAGACCAGAUCAGCGCGUCCGAAUAUCCCAAAGCCCCGGCUGGAUACGAUGCCGAUGACGAUGCCCCUGUUGUAGACAUACCCGAAUCUGAAACACGGAGCACAGCAGUCGAAGUCGAAGAGCCUAUAGCUGUCCAUGUCGAUUCUUCCCAAGUCGUCCCAGCAUCCCUGUCAGCCAAACCACAUGCACAUAUAUCAUUCCCCAUCUCCGAAGACCUACCCCAAACGUUCCCGACUACAGUGUCCACGUCUGACUCGCCUUCCGUCCACAGCCAUCCAGAGCGUUCAGCCAUACCUGGCCAUGUACAAAGCGCGAGUGUUACGUUUGACGCGAAAGUGACUACACCUCCGCGCACGAGUUCGCCUGAGCCUAGGAGAGCCCUCUCGACGCAUAAUAUCCAGAGACUUGCUAGGAAGAUAAGUCUCAGCGGUAAAGCUCCGAAAUUGCCUGGGGUUUUGCGCCGGGAGACGAGCGUGCGAGACGCGAGUCUAGCGAGCAGUGCAAGUGGUGCUGGAACAGCGGGUGGGAGUGCAUCUACGCCUCCUACUGGAAGUGCUAGGGAGAGCGUGGAUGAGCCGCAUGCCGAGCUUGUUGCCAAGAAGGACGAAAAGAAGAAGAAGAGGAAGAGUUUUCUCUAG
This is a messenger RNA of Suillus bovinus, 3228 nucleotides long. RefSeq lists its product as uncharacterized. The record is from RefSeq and is a predicted model, not a curated record. The transcript has 9 exons. Gene Ontology annotation, cellular component: membrane. Gene Ontology annotation, biological process: transmembrane transport. Bases 1 to 3228 code for a protein of 1075 amino acids. Gene Ontology annotation, molecular function: ATP binding; ABC-type transporter activity; ATP hydrolysis activity. NCBI's taxonomy places the organism in Eukaryota, Fungi, Basidiomycota, Agaricomycetes, Boletales, Suillaceae.